AUCUCGCAUCCCUCCUGCUCUAUUCCCUCCCUCCUCAUCCCGCGUCGGCUCGAAAGUCGAAACCCUAGGCCAACCACCCUCCUCUAGCAUACAGACUCGAACGGAGAUGUAUGCGGACCAGAUCUCCACCGGCCGCAAGCGCUCCGUCCACGAGCGCCUGGACGCCGACCUCCCCUCCGGCCGUGGCGGCGCGGACGCCGCCGGCCGGGUCCGUCACGCCGUGUCCAAGAGGCAACGGCAAGCCGAUGAAAAAUGGAAGCAUGAUCUUUACCGGGAAGAUGAUAGAUCAGCAUCAAAAUCAAUUGAUCCACGGGAUUUGCGAUUCAAGCUUCAGAGGAAAAGCUCCCAGCAAGGGUUUGCUGGCCAAAAGGGUACUGGGGUACGUGAUCUACGUGAGAUGCUAUCUGGAACAAUGCACCCACAGCCAUCAAACGCUGAUCCUCGAAAGGCGAAACCUGUACCGGAGGUUGUGAAAGUCACAAGGCGUGAAACUGUCGACGAAAGGCCUGUACGCCAAAGUAAGAAAGUAUCAAAACCAUCUUCAUCGAAGAAGGCUUCUCAGCCAAAGGCUGAAAGUCCACUUGACAGUUUUCUGAAAUCACUUGGACUAGAGAAGUAUUCUAUUACCUUCCAGGCAGAGGAGGUUGACAUGGCAGCCCUACGUCACAUGUCUGAAAGUGAUCUCAAGGCUUUGGGCAUCCCGAUGGGUCCUAGGAAGAAGAUCACCCUUGCCUUGGAAUCCAGAGCUUAGGCAAUGACGACAGAGUAUAAUGUAGAAAAACAGGGAGAUGUGGUAGGUUUUGCUCAUUGAAGGUUCGGCUCCGGCAUGUCUUGGAAAGGGUAGAGGCACAACAAUGUGGGAUCUUUUGUAAUGCAUGUUUGUGUCCGCAUAAGCAUGCAUCAACCAGGUUUAGGUUGUUUAUAACAACGUGGUGUGCUGGCUAUGAAGGAUGCUGCUGUAAGAUUAUUAGUCUGCUGUUAUUUAUUUGGUCAGCAUGCUGGCCAGACCAGCUGAUUAACUGAUGGGCCGGGUGCGCUUGCUGUACACACUUGCUGCUGAAGCUAUGCCAAUACUCAUUACUGUAUACUUCUGUUACUUCUCCCA
This is a messenger RNA of Brachypodium distachyon (stiff brome), 1105 nucleotides long. Its product is annotated as ankyrin repeat and SAM domain-containing protein 6. Lineage: Eukaryota; Viridiplantae; Streptophyta; Magnoliopsida; Poales; Poaceae. The record is from RefSeq and is a predicted model, not a curated record. The transcript is spliced from 6 exons. Gene Ontology annotation, molecular function: protein binding. The coding region runs from base 107 to 751 and encodes 214 amino acids.